This is a messenger RNA of Xiphias gladius (swordfish), 3681 nucleotides long. Its product is annotated as arylsulfatase I-like. The transcript is spliced from 12 exons. Lineage: Eukaryota; Metazoa; Chordata; Actinopteri; Istiophoriformes; Xiphiidae. The record is from RefSeq and is a predicted model, not a curated record. The coding region runs from base 461 to 2800 and encodes 779 amino acids.
CUCCAGAUAGCGUUUCCCAGCCUUUCUGGACGACGUCUCCCGUGGGAGCACCCACCGCGCCGCCCUGUCCGCGGGUUCGGCCUCGGUUGCUGGGGUUAGGUUUAUGGUUGGGCGUAGCAAAAUGUAACUACUGGGGUUGGGGUGAGGUUAGCCAUCACAGACGACGACUGCUUGGCGUUACGGAUAGGAUUUGUUUGAGAUUUAGACCGGUAGUCUGAGCGCCUCGCUGUAGGCGCGCCUGACGCUGCUCGCCUCUCAUUGGGAGUGAGGACGCUCAGACCGAAGGGAGGAAGGUCCGGUGGAAACUUGAGGACAUGCGGCGUCCUCCGCAGACUUCGCUCAGACCAAACUUUGUCCGAGCCGAAGGAAGACCCGAGGCGUGACGAAUGAACUGAACCGCAGCAGCGAGGAAGAGCCGUUCGCUCCCAUUGAUCCCGGACCGAGGGCUCCUGUAGUAAAGAUGCAGGCUGCUGCUGCUCUGGCCCUGACGGUCCUCUUCAGCCUGGACUGCCUGUGCGCCCACCGGUCAGAACCGAACCAGACACAGCACCGGAACGACGGAAACGCCCGCAACAAUGAGACAGAAGCGAAGCAGAGGAGCCAGCCGCACAUCAUAUUCAUCCUCACGGACGACCAGGGCUUCAAUGACAUCGGCUACCAUAACCCGACCAUCAAGACUCCCACUCUGGACAAACUGGCGGCGGAGGGUGUUAGGCUGGAGAAUUACUAUGUUCAGCCCAUCUGCACCCCGUCACGCAGCCAGCUCAUCACUGGCAGAUAUCAGAUCCACACAGGACUACAGCACUCCAUUAUCAGACCCAGCCAGCCGAGCUGUCUGCCCUCACACAUGGACACGCUGCCUGAGAGGCUCAGAGAGGCCGGCUACACCACACACAUGGUCGGCAAGUGGCACCUAGGCUUCUACAGGAGAGCAUGUCUCCCCACCAGAAAGGGUUUUGACAGUUUCUUUGGUUCCUUAACAGGAAGUGUGGAUUACUACAGUUAUGGGUCCUGCGAUGGCCCGGGGUUGUGCGGGUACGAUCUUCACGAUGACGAGGGCGUGGCGUGGGGCCAGGAAGGAAAAUACUCCACCAUGCUCUUCACACAGAGAGCUCGCAAGAUCCUCGAGAGUCACGAUCCUGCAGGCAGGCCGCUUUUCCUGCUGCUGUCCCUCCAGGCCGUCCACACUCCUCUACAGCCUCCUAAGCCCUACAUCUACCCCUACCGUGACAUGGCUAAUGUUGCCAGGAGAAAGUUUGCCGCCAUGGUGUCCACGGUGGACGAGGCGGUCCGAAAUGUCACCUAUGCCCUCAGAAAGUACGGAUACUACAAGAACAGUGUUAUCAUCUACUCCACCGACAACGGCGCCCAGCCGUUUACAGGAGGCAGCAACUGGCCGCUGCGAGGCCGCAAGGGUACGUAUUGGGAGGGUGGAGUCCGUGGCGUGGCGUUCGUACACAGCCCUCUGCUGAGACGCAGGAGACGGGUCUCCAGAGCUCUUCUCCACAUCACUGACUGGUUCCCCACACUGGUGAGCCUGGCCGGGGGGAACGUCAGCCAGAGUCAGGGCCUGGAUGGUUUUGAUGUUUGGCCCACCAUCAGCGAAGGGCAAGAGUCACCUCGUCAGGAGAUCCUCCACAACAUCGACCCCCUUCACAAACCCCCGGCUCAAACCAUGACCUGGGACGCGGGCAGGGAGGGAGCCUCAGCACGCACAUCAAAAGGCCCAGCAUUUAAAAAGCCAAAGAAGAAGAAGAAGAAGAAGAAGAAGAAGAAGGUCUUAAAGCAGCAACCAAAGCAGAAGUCAGCCUUCAAGUUAAAGACCACCAAGAAACCUCGGACAUUUUCUCAUCAUGCUGUUAAACCUAAACUCAAACCUAAAUCCGAGCCCCUUCCCAAACUGAAGUAUAAGCCCCUCCCGAAAUCAAAGCCCAUACCUAAACCCAAGACCAAAGCCUACUUUCAGCAUCGGUCCCUGUCCCAUUACAGACCAGAUCUGAAGUCCUACUCCAGCGGUACUCCGUCAGAGUCAGGAGCAUCCCACCUCAAAUCCCAGCGUCAGGUCCAGUCACAUUUAUGGUCAAAGUCCAGGCGGACGAUGUCCAAGAAGCAGCACUUGUCACGGUCGGGAUCACCUCAGCCAAAAUCCCAGACACAGUUCAAAUUACAUGUAAAGUCAAAGUCCAGGAGGAUGUUAUCCGAGUACCAGAACAUGUCCCAGCCAGGAGCAUCUCUGCCCAAAUCCCAUCCAACGCCCCAGUUUAGGCCUCAGUCGUCCCAGUCAGUAUGGGACUCAUCAGUCCAGGCCGCCAUCAGGGUUGGAGACUGGAAGCUGCUAACAGGAGACCCAGGCCACGGAGACUGGGUCCCCCCACAGGUACUCCCUACUCUGCCUGGUCGCUGGUGGAAUCUUGAACGCACCUUCUCGUCUUCCUACAAAUCCUCCAUCCACAAAAACAUCUGGCUUUUCAACAUCACAGGUGACCCCUACGAACGGCAGGACCUGGCAGACCAGAGGCCGGAUGUGGUCCAACGGCUGCUGGCGCGGCUCGCUUACUACAACCAAACGGCCGUGCCAGUUUACUUCCCCCCCGAUGACCCUCGAGCCAAUCCCAGCCAGCACGGUGGCGCCUGGGUGCCCUGGGUGGACGAAGAGGAGGGCGAGGAGGGAAAAUAUCAAGGGGUGUACAAGAAAGGUAAGAACAACAAGAAGAAGAGGAAGAAGAAGAAGUGCCGGCUGUGCAAGCUGAAGUCCUUCUUUCUGAAACUGAACACCAGGAUGAUGUCCAAUCGGAUCUGAGGUGUCGACUCGGCCAGGGACAGAUUUUUAACCAAUGAGAUGAAUCCGUCAAAGACUUAAACAUUUCAAAAUGGUGCUUUUACAUCGUUACAUCUGCACUUCCUAAAACCGGUGAAAAACAGUGGUGACCAGGUGAGUUAACUCCUCCGCGCUCAGUUGAAGUAAACCUCCUUCAGGAACUUUCUCAAACAUGUCCAUUCACUGGCUCCACUCCUCUACUUGUUCCUCCAAGUUUCUCAGUCACCAGUCUUCAGUAUAAAAGCCUUGACGAUCAUGCGGUCUGUGAAUUAUUCUGAGUAACUCAAGUAUUCGGGACGUUGUCUCCAAGUGGGGCUUUCAGUUGAUGUGGAUGCAGACAUGGACGCCAAGGAAUGAAAUUGAAAACGUCUGCAUGGUUGAUCCAAAUAGGAUUAGGUAGGAAAGUCUUUUUCUGCGAUGUGGGCGAGGUGACGCUUUUUUAAAUUAUACAGGGAUGCCAGGGGUGGUUUUCUCACUGCCGUUCUAAAAGGUCGUGACUGCUUUUAGUUUCACCGUGUCAGCCGUCUGCUCGUUGUAUUGUUAUCCCCUUUUCACUUUUAAUCGCUCUCAUACUGAUAGAGUUGCUGGCACAAGGGCUGACUUUGCAUUUGACAUUAAAAUGUAUAUUGAUACUGUAAAUGAUUUAUUUGGGUCAAACUUCAAACAGGAAGCUAUUACUUUCAACAGUCUCGGUGAAGUGAUGUUGACUUAGUUUACUGUAUGUUUACGCCGACUAUUCGUAUACUCAGAAAUCCAAAUUAAGGGUUUAGAAGCAGGUGUUUACGGUGACAGUGCAUGAUCAUGAUCAUUAUAUAUCACUUUGUUUUUUUACUUUGUUUUUCUUUGUUCUUUCAUAAACAAGA